AUUCUCAUUAUUUUUGACUUUUAGCAACCGGCUGCCAAUUUGUUUCUCUCUAAAAUUUGAAAAACGAUGACACUUGAAUUUUGGAUAUUGUUAGUGCUAUAUGCUACAGGAACAAGUGCUCUCAACUGCUACCAAUGCAAUGGAUGGCAUGGGGAUUAUCCGUUGCGAUACUCAACUGCUGCCACCUGUGACAACAGGAAUGAUCAAUGUCAAACUACUCAGUACUGCGUGAAAAUCAUCGACCCAAUGUCUCCCGGAGUGAACUACGUGACCUUCAAAUCCGACUGCUUCUACCAAACUCAAAUCCAAGUGAACCCGACAAACUUGAGUUAUAUCCAAGGAAAAACGUGCUUCCCAUAUCAAGAUGGAUCGGCUCCAGUCAAAAGAUGGUACUACUGCUUCUGCAACGACCGUGAUUAUUGCAACACUGCAAAUGGAUUUGGAAUCGGGAUUGUACUUGUUUCUCUAAUAUCUCAAUAUUUGCUCUAAUAAAUAGAUUCAAUAAAAUUAAACUUCACACUA
Messenger RNA from Caenorhabditis elegans, 522 nucleotides. RefSeq names its product Protein sleepless (gene nssp-75). The coding region runs from base 67 to 489 and encodes 140 amino acids. The transcript is spliced from 5 exons. The record is from RefSeq and is marked reviewed. Lineage: Eukaryota; Metazoa; Nematoda; Chromadorea; Rhabditida; Rhabditidae.